Macrobrachium nipponense is the source of this 2509-nucleotide messenger RNA. RefSeq names its product glutamate receptor ionotropic, delta-1-like. The coding region runs from base 232 to 2199 and encodes 655 amino acids. Gene Ontology annotation, molecular function: ligand-gated monoatomic ion channel activity. Lineage: Eukaryota; Metazoa; Arthropoda; Malacostraca; Decapoda; Palaemonidae. The record is from RefSeq and is a predicted model, not a curated record. The transcript is spliced from 15 exons. Gene Ontology annotation, cellular component: membrane.
UAAGUAAAUAGCUCGUGUAUGAAUGGAUAACAACGUAUAAGAACGCCAUCCAACAAAAUAUAUAUUAUAAGAUAUAUAUUUGAGAAAGGAAAGCAUGUUGUAAGAAUUCUACCAUUGGCUGUACACUCUAGUACUAGUAGCGAGACGGCCUUUGGAACGGCUCAGCUUCCUGUAGGCUCCCAGGACGGGACAAGACUUACUCCAGAAAGAGGUUUUCUUCAACCAGAGAUAAUGAAGAGUUGCAUAUCCAUCCUUACGUUUAUGCUUUUGGUGCUUCUAUCAUUGAAGCCAGCCUACAGCGUGUCUCACCAUCUUGAAACAAUAACUUCCUCCUCGGUUGCAGAAGGAAUAAGAUCUUCUAACAGCUGCUGUGGAGGAUUAGCCAAUGACAUAGCAUCCACACUGACAGCCAUCGAUGGAGAAUAUCAUCCAAGCCUCGUUCAACUGCUCUACGACGAUAAACAUGAAGAAACGGCUGCCGUUUUAUCUCAAACCCUCUCCAGCAAGAUGUUUGGGUUUCUGGUGGUCCAGUAUGAGACGUCGAUUAAAACUACGAAGAAAUUGAUCAGCUCCGCUUGGGGAAAGACGUUGCUUCUGGUCCUCUGCUCCCCUAGCAAAAUCUUGGAUAUAUUCUCUGUGAUUCGUCUCAACUACCUGGACAGUCACUUCGUCAGCUGGCUGCUAGUCCUGAAGGGAAACGAAGACCUGAAUGCAGUUCUCGUCGGUCUCAACAAAGGUCUGGUGUUCGAGGGGACUCGGGUGACCGUCGUUGCCGAAGUGGCGAAAGGAUUACCUCUCGUUUUCACCACUGCAGUUGACAGUGAUGGGAUAACCAGACUCCAUGACCAAGGAAACUGGGGCAAGACUGACGAAUCGAAGACGAAACACUUACUCGACCUUCUGGUACCCGACGAGAAACGUCUCAUCAACAUGAAGGGUCGAGUCCUGAACGUGACCACCCUGGAGAGGAUGCCCCACUUCGGCAUAAGCCCACCCAACCCUGACGGCAGCGUGAACGCUACGGGAGGCUUCGAACUCAUGAUUUUGCAGACGCUCGGAACAAUCUUCAAUUUCACUUUCCGAGUCAUCCUCCCAGCUGAUGGGAGUUUCGGCAAUCCUCUCCCGGACGGGACGGUGACUGGCAUGAUCGGACUGGUGGCACGGCGGGAGGCCAGUCUCGCCUUCGGAGGAGUCACGCUGACUGAUGCAAGAGACAAGGUCAUAGACUUCAGCAUCCCGUUCUACCAAGGUUACCUGUGUAUCUUCUCGACUCCCCCGAAAGAGAAGAACAAAGCCCUGGCCGUUCUCUCCCCUUUCACUUACGAGGUCUGGAUCUGCAUUAUAAUUUCCACGGCGGCCAUAGGGCCCGUCCUCUUCGGGGUGUCCAAGGCUGCCGCGAAGAUGAAGACGAGCGAAUCCUCGCCACUGGAGCAAAGUUACGCCUUCAAUAUGUUCAGGAACAUCGUUAAUCAGGGGAACUCCCUGGAUCUCGGGCUCUGGUCGGAGAGAAUCAUCUUGCUCUGCUGGUUCCUCUUCUGCCUCGUCUGCUCCGCUCUCUAUUCUGGAACGCUGACGGCCGUGUUAGCGGUUCCAGCCUACGAGAAGCCCAUCAAUUCGCUGCAAGAUCUCCCCCAAGCGGUCAAAAGGGGGAUGACACUUCUUGUCAACGGCGCCACCACGCACGAGUUCAUCUUCAAGGAAGCGAAAAGCGGGAUCUUCAAAGACACCUGGGCUCUGUUCAACCACAAGGACAGAUCAGAGAGUUUUAUAGACGGGAUGGAGACUGGAGUUAGCAGGGUGUUGACGGGGAAAUACUUAUACAUCAGCACCGAAAAUAAAGUGAAGUACGUGGCAGCUCCCUUUGGUUUGGGAAACUUCCACGUGGGAACACAGAAGUUCUUCUUCCACAACCUUGGCAUGGCCAUCAGUUCUGGGGUUCCCUACAGGUCGCACUUCGACAAGAUGUUGAUGAGAAUGAUGGAGGGCGGUCUCAUUAUCAAGUGGGACAACGACAUAUUUUGGAAGCUGACGCAGUCGUCGCCGAGAAGCACCGACGGAGAGAACCAAUCCAGUACUUCGGCAAUUACUCUCAAACAUCUUCAGGGCGCAUUUCUUGUGGUAGUAUUUGGGUAUGUCAUAGCAGCUCUGGUACUGGCCCUGGAAAACGCAGCCGUCCUAAUCAAGGGAAAAUUGUGCUAAUAGUUGAAGCAGAUUUUGGGAAAACUGGAAAGUAGGACUGGAGGUCAUUCUUCGUCACCUGAGUCAUGGAAAUCCUGCAAAUGAAUCCUGAGGUCUGGAUUCCAUUUUAGGGUGAGGAAGAGGUCACAUAUCUGCAUUGAACGCAAAAUACACUCAGUCAAGUUAGGUUACCUUCAAAGGUAUUACUGUACAGAGGUUUUAAGUGACAAAAAUGUGUAUUUUAAACAAUUCUAAAUCUCUGAAGUAAUACUGAUUGUUACGAGCAUCAGUUGCUCAUGGAUGUAUUGUUUAAAGUUUGCAAUAAAGUUCU